Paramecium pentaurelia is the source of this 2398-nucleotide messenger RNA. Lineage: Eukaryota; Ciliophora; Oligohymenophorea; Peniculida; Parameciidae. The record is from the annotation of a GenBank genome assembly.
AUGAUAUCUGGACUAUAGAAGAUUAGAUUCAGGAAAGAAGAGUAAGAGAAGAUGGAAGAUUAAGAGAUUGAAUUGGAAGCACUUAAUAAAGUUGAUAAAGAAUUGGAAAUGCUAGAUAACAGUUCGUAAUAUUAGAUUGAGUAUAUUUAUAGAGUAUGGAAAUCAAAACCAUUAAGAAUUAUAUAGAAAAUAACAAUUUUCAUUACUAGACUUAAACAUAGUUCAACUACUUACAGAUUUAAAUUGUUAAAGAAAAGCAUUUUUCUAUUAAUUAGAGAUAAGGCUUCUUCAUUUCAAUAUUAUCUAAAUAAUUAUAUGUUAUUUCAAAAACCUACUAGAGUAAUAUAAUUAAAAUUAAUUUAGUGGAUAUAAAUUAAAUAUGAUGCUCAUGCUAACAAUCCAUUAUGGUGGCGUUUUUGGUGUUUUAUUAAAAGUGAUGAAACAGUUCUAUUACCAGCAGAUAAAUUUCUGUUUAUAUGGGAUUUAUUGAUGAUGUUAGUAACAAUUGCUAACAUAUUUUAUGUACCUUUGUAAUUGUCAUUUAAUUUAAAUGAAGAUGAUUUGGGUAGCAUCUUUACUCUUUUUAGUACAAUACCAAGUUGUAUAUUUUUAAUUGAUUUAAUCUUAACAUUUUUUAAAGGAUAUUAUGAUAGAGGAAUAUUAUAAAGAAAUAAAGGAAAGAUCUUUUGGCAUUAUAUUAAGGGUGAUUUUUUAUUAGAUUUGGCAAUAGUAUUACCUUUUAUUUUAUCAUGGAUGGGAUAUUCAGCUGCAAAUUAUUUGAUGUUGAUUCGAAUGACAAGAGUCAGAAGAACAAUGAUAGUAAUUGAAGAGAUAUCAAAUUUUAAAGAAAAGAGUGCUAUAAUUUAUUAAUUAUUUUGUCUAAUCUAUUCUCUAUUAUUGAUUUCUCAUUUUUGUGCUUGUCUAUUCCAUUAUUUUGCUCUUUAUGAAGUAGAAUAAGGUUACACUCACACUUGGUUACAUCAAUAGAAUAUAUUUGAUGAGGAUUUGUACACCAAAUAUUUCAAUUCACUCUAUUGGAUUACUAUUACAUCAAUGACUGUUGGAUAUGGCGAUAUUGUUCCAGUUACAACCCCUGAGAAAAUAUUAGUCACUAUCAUUACUUUCUUAGUCACUGGAGUUUUUGGGUACGCAUUAGGAAUGAUAUAAAGUAUUUUCUAUAAAAUGGCAGAGCAAACUAACAUAAACAAUUCCAGAUUGAGAUUAGUGAGUAAUCAUAUCAAGUAGAGAGGAUUGAAUACUUAAUUACAGUUUAGAGUUCGCAAAUAUAUAGAAUAUUAUUUGUAAUUUAAGUAAGAUGAAGAAUUAGAUUUGGAUGAACUUAUGGGAUAACUCAAUCCUAAAUUAAAAUAAGAAGUCUAAAUAGCAAUGUAUUAUCGUUAUUUAAAACAUUCUAAAUUGUUUGGAACCAAUUUUUCUGAUGAUCUAAUUAAAAAAUUAUGUUUCUGUAUUCAUGAAAGAACAUUUGCACCUGAAGAUGUUAUUAUUAGGUAAUAAUUAUAAUAAUUCAUUUAGAAAAGAUGAAUUACCAAAUUAAUUAUAUAUUGUUUUAGCAGGAUAAGUUAAAUCUCUUAUAUUAGAAAAAUCAAUUAAAAGAUAUUAAUAAGGAAAUUUACUUUGUGAAAGAGAAUUCUUUUAUUAAGAUUUUAUGCAAUAUAAUAUUGUUGCAUCUUCUUUUGUUCAAGUAGCCUACUUGAAUCUCUCUGAAUUUUAAUCUAUUAUAUAAAAUCAUAGAUCUAGUUUUGAACAAUACAGGUAUGCAAUAGACAAUACUGUUUUUGGUCAAAAUACUAAUUUGAUUAUUUGUGAGGCUUGUUAGUCUCAUCAUUAAUUCAAAAAUUGUCCUCUUGUUUUCUUUAAAAAAAAUAAUGGCAAAGUGUUAGCUGCUUAUCAUAGUAAUCAUGUAUAAAACAGACAAACAUUUGCUAGAAAAAAAUCUAAAUACAAAUAAUAAAAAAAUCUUAUUCUCAAUGGAGCUUAUGAUCAUAUAAUUAAGAUGAGAACAUAAUUAGGAGUAUAAGUUGAUUAAGCAUUUUUAAAUAAAAUAGGAUAUCCAGGUUAUGAAUAAUAAGAAGAAAGUGAUGAUGAAGAAGAAGAUAAAUAUUAAUCUCCUUAAGCAAGAAGAUAGAGUUUUUCUUAAUUUAAUGAACAUUAACAUUCACACUCUCAAAAAACUCUUCCUUAAGAUGAAAAUUAUAAUGAUUUUGAUAUUGAUAAAGUUGAAGAAUAUGAAUUCUAUUAUCCGCAUGAUAAUAUAAGUAAAAUAAGUAAAAUUGUAAACAAAUAACAAUUAUUACGGAGACUGUUAGAUAAAGUAUCAAAUAAAAAGAAUUUAUUUGCUAGCCUUGUAUUUAGAUAAGUAGUAUAGAAAAUUAUAUGA